This is a messenger RNA of Tripterygium wilfordii, 1525 nucleotides long. RefSeq names its product wiskott-Aldrich syndrome protein family member 1. The record is from RefSeq and is a predicted model, not a curated record. Bases 317 to 1333 code for a protein of 338 amino acids. Lineage: Eukaryota; Viridiplantae; Streptophyta; Magnoliopsida; Celastrales; Celastraceae. The transcript has 2 exons.
UGCACCCUCAAGGACCUAUGACUCACUCACAGAGGAUUUUAGUUAUGCCUUAUUGCUCAUUACAAUUGUUGCACUGAUUGCUGCAAUUUUUGUGACAUGGAUUAUGUCAGAGAGGAAAGAGUUGCAAGAGAAGUGGAGGACACUGUGAGUGUGAAGUACCAUCUUCUGUCAGCAUCCGUUGUCGUCCUCCUCCACCAUGUGAAACUGCUCAGUUCAUCAGAGUAACAUCUUCAUCUUCCUCUCUCCUUCACUUCAAUUACUCUGCUAGUAUUUCAGAACCCACAAACACUGCUGGAUUCCUCCUGUACCCUAAACCAUGAAGACUCACCACCCAAAACCACGCCCACUAUUCUCCUGUGGCUUCUUUCGUCACUGCACUCAAACAGUGCUCAGUCCCACAGCCCCUCAUUCUCCUUCUCUCCCACUCACCUCAUCUGCCUCACCACCACCACCACCUCCACCUCCACCUCCACCACCCCUUCCUCCGCCUCCACCCCCACUGCCUUCUAAUCCACAUCCUGAAUCCUCCUCCUCUUCCUCAUCCACUUCACAAAGUUUCACUCAGUGGAAGUUUCCUCUCCCAACCUCGCCUCUUCAUCCCCAACGCCACAUAUCCGACCCGAAACCCGAUCUCUCUAGCCCGGGCGACCCGUUACCGAUAUCGCUACCGAUUCCCUUCACCAACAUCCAUGAAGUCUUCCACGUGGCCGAGCUUCAGCUUAUCGGCGCUGAGACUGACUCCGACCUACUCUCCGCUCUCCAUCUCCUUGAGCGGUCACUCGUCCCGAAUCCAUCUUCGGACCCGGUUUGCCCGCCGAAUUUGAUGCUUGGAGUAGUUAAAAAUUUAAGAAGCGAGGCGGGGGCAAAACCGGCAACAAAAAUUUUACUAGCACUUUGUUUGGCCGAGUGCAACCGCCUGGUGGCAGUAGAGGCCGGGGCAGUGGGGGCGGUGGUAGAGACUGCGAUGGAGCUUGAAGCGGCUUCGGCAGAGCGAGCAUUGGCGGCAUUGGAACUAAUGUGCACGCUGCUGGAAGGAGCAGCGGCGAUGCGGGUCCACGCGCUUGCGGUGCCGGUGAUGGUGGCAAUGAUGGGGAAAAUGGGCGGGAGGGGGAAGGAGUACGCUAUGAGUGUGCUUGCCGUGAUUUACGGUGGUGGAGGCGGAGAAAAUGAGGAGACUGCGGUGACUGCUCCACCAGAGGAGGUGGCGCGUGCAGUUGUGUUGGCAUUACAAGGGGAGAGUACUCAGAGAGGGAGGAGGAAAGGGGCCCACCUAUUGAAGGUGCUAGAAGAGUAUGGACGGCCAGAUUUGACCGAGAAUGGGCAUAUGAUUUGACUGUUACAUGUUUGACUCGUUUGUUGUGUUGUUGUUCCAUGUAUUCCCCGCAGUCGAGCUCUGUGUCUCACUCUAGGGUUACAAGCUCAAAGCUGCAUAAUUGAGCGUAGAAUUUGAAUAUGAAUCUGUGUGUUAAUCAAUGAUUUUGUAGAAACCGCAUAAAGCAAAUAUGAUUUAACUUUUGAUGAAUAA